CACGGAUUUCAAACGGCCCGCCGCUCUUGCUGCCGGCGGCAAUGACUCGGCGGGAACGAAUUGUGGGGAACCACUACCAGUUGGGCCUUGAAAUUGGAAAGGGUGGGUUUGGAACCGUCUUUAGUGCAUUGGACCUGCGCAAUGGCAAGUCGGUGGCAAUCAAGCAAGUUUCCCUCAUCGACAUGGCCAAGGAAGAGCUGGCCGCCAUUGAGAGCGAAAUCAAGUUGCUCAAGAAGCUGCACCACGAAAACAUCGUCAAGUACUACAACACGAUCAAAGAAGAAGAUUAUUUGUACAUCGUGUUGGAGUACAUGGAGAACGGAUCCUUGGCGCAAUUCAUGAAGAAGUUUGGAACACUUUCCGAGACGCUCGUGGCAAUGUAUAUCACCCAAGUGCUGCGUGGGCUAGCGUACUUGCAUGCCCAGGGAGUGCUGCAUCGUGACGUCAAAGGUGCAAACAUCUUGACCACGAAGGACGGCCUUGUGAAAAUUGCCGAUUUUGGCGUUGCCAUCAAGCUCAACGAAGCUCAAAAGUCCAAUUCCGUGGUUGGUUCGCCUUACUGGAUGGCCCCCGAAGUGAUUGAAAUGGCUGGGUGGUCGUCAGCUUCGGAUAUCUGGAGUGUUGGAUGCACCAUCAUUGAGCUGCUGACUCAAAAACCGCCAUAUUUUGACUUGGCUCCCAUGGCUGCGCUGUUUCGAAUUGUUCAAGACGACCAUCCCCCCUUGCCCAAGUCUAUUUCACCCGCGCUGCAUGAUUUUAUCAUGAAAUGUUUUAUGAAAGAGCCGCGUCUGCGUUUGUCCGCCGAUGAGUUGCUACAACACCCAUGGAUCAGCCAAAUCCCUCGCACCAAAGUCGAGCAGAGCACCCAAGAAGUUCAAGAAAACGUCACGUCCACCGACGACCGCGCCGCGGUGCUCAACACGAUUCGCAUGUACGACUCGUAUACGAGGGAUUCGGCGAUUUCAAAUUUGGAAGCGAUGAAGGAAGACGAUGACGACGAGAAUUGGGACAUGGACUUGGAAGCCACAACACAGACACCAUUAAAGCUUGUAAAACCAAUGACAGAUCCAGCGCCCCGUCCCACCUUCGACGAUCAGUUGCCCAAGUCGACGUUCCAAUUGAGCAACGACGAUGCCAACGAUCCGUUUUGGAACGACGAUGAUCCUGUUCCUGCGCCUUUGCGGGAUGCGGCGACGUUCGGAACUUGGGGAAACUCCAGUGGUGUCCACGGCGAAGGCUCAAAGCUCAAGCAUUUUCGAGAGGACGACAACGGCGACGACUUGAUUGGGGACUUUGACGCCGACGAUGUACUCAAGAAUGGAAAUUCGUUGAGAUUUCGUCUGUCGUCGUCGCUGCAAGAUGACGGACUCGAUGGAUUUGCCGAAACAUCGUUUGGCGAACCCUUUUUUGAUACCUCUCAGCGGGAAAUGACCAACAAAGCGACUGCUCGCGUCGUCGAGCUGUUGUCUUUAUUGGAUCCGAGCAUGGAAGAUCGCGUGAUUCUUGACGCGUGCCAGCAAUUGCACGACCUUUGCGGCAACAACGCGACCCUUCGCCAAGAGCUCGCGUCCCAACCAGGCGUCAUUCCGAACCUCAUGGAGGCCCUGGAAUUCAAAGAGCUCAAGCUCCUUCACGCCGUGAUGAAUGUUGUUAACAUGCUGAUACUCGACAACAAGAAAUUCCUGGAAAACUUGGCGCUGGUCGGGCUCCUGCCGUUGGUGGUUGCUUUGGUCGUCGAUCAACCUGAAAAGGCAAACUCCAAGCAAGACAUGCAAAGCCUCGUUCGCCUCGAGGCCGCCAAGUUUGUCGAGCAGACAUGUGUGUCGAGCUCUUGGACUCUCCAAAUGUUCAUUGCAUGCGGUGGAUUACCGCUUUUGAUCAAUUUUUUGAGCUCCACUGAUGAAACGCUGCACCGCAUUUCCUUAACUGGAAUCGGCUGCAUCUUUUCCAUCCAGUCCAUUCCAAAAAAUGACACAUGCCGUCUUUUCGUCAAACUCGGUUUGCUGAAGAAGCUCAUUGCUGUGUACAAUCAAGUGGUGCUGUCGAUUGUAAAGCACCAAAACGACAUGGCUGACAUGCAAAGCCUGCUGGAAGAGCUCCAUCAAAUAUGCGACAUCUUUUUGCUGUUUUCGCAAGGCGACGUGAUUGUAAAAGAGCACAUGUGCGACUUGGUCGUGCUUGAAGGGUUGCUGUACUCUUUGAACCCGGGGAACAUCAUCACAGAGGUUGACGAGUACGCGACGGCAAUGGUGAAGGUUCUCAAGUGCAUUCGAAACAUGAGCAUGGAGCCCAACACGCUCGAAAAUCUGGACCGGGCUGGAACGAUUCCCACGUUAGUCCAUGUGUUGCAGCACGAAUCGUCGCCCCAGAUCAAAGAUGUUCAAAACAUUGUUCUACAUGCCAUGUUUUACCUGUGCCGUAUCAACCGAAAUCGCCAAACACAUGCAGCGCAAGCGGGAUUGAUUCCAUUUUUGCAACGCGUGACCCAGACGAGGAGCCCGCUAAAGCAGUUUGUGCUACCCAUCAUGUGCGAUUUGGCGUCGGCCUCUGCGACCGCCCGUGAGCAUUUGUGGGCUUGCGACGGUGUGACGUUUUUCUUGACGCUGCUCAGUGAUAAGUUCUGGCAAAUUGACGCGAUGAAGGCAUUAGCUGCGUGGCUCGUCCACGACACAUUGAAAAUUGAAAACGUGCUGCUGGCACCCCACUACAUUCAGCAAAUUAUUUCGUGCUUUCGAACUGCCGAGCACCAAUUUGAAAACCUGCUCGAGUCUUUGCUCGAGAUCCUGUCGCGGUCCGUGCGGAUGAACCAGGCGCUUGGCCGAUCGAGCUUGUUUGUGAUGGAAAUUUUGUUUCGCCUGAGUUACCCCAAACCGUUUGUCCGCAAGAAUCUGCUCAAGAUGCUCAAAUGCAUUUUUGAAUCCCACACGUCACCCGUGCAGUUUCUGGUCGAGUACAACAUCCACCCAAUUAUUCACGCUUUGGCCCAAGAAAACAACCAAAUCCUCAUCCAAGAGAUUGCGUCCCAGCUCCUUCAGGCCAUCCUAGUCUCUGCAGCCGUCUUUUAAUCUAUGCGUGGCAAUUGUCAAGAUUGGAACGCAACUGGAACAAAUGGGUGCAGAGGUGCCAAGAAUGAAGUUGCACGGUUCUUCGUUGUCGAGAAUGAACAUGCGAAAACACCGCGGAGUUGACGGAUCACAGCGAUGCUUUGACCAAGAGUUCUUCCUUGCGGCGGCGCAGCGCCUCCAAUAAGUCUUGUGCAUCGUCUUCCUCAACAUCCGGCUCAACUUGUUCCCCAACAGAUACGUCGACGGGGAUCUUGGCAGUGGAUGUCUUGAUCACUCGAAUCUCAGCAAAAUCCACCACGUUGAACGCACAGACUUCAUCGUCGGGUUGCCACGCGAUACUAGCGCCACAAAAUUACAUAAAUACAAACGACUCGGUGGCGACAACAUACUCGCUCUCGACGUAGACAUGACG
Aphanomyces invadans is the source of this 3477-nucleotide messenger RNA. RefSeq names its product STE/STE11/CDC15 protein kinase. The transcript is spliced from 18 exons. Lineage: Eukaryota; Oomycota; Saprolegniomycetes; Saprolegniales; Verrucalvaceae. Gene Ontology annotation, cellular component: cytoplasm. Gene Ontology annotation, molecular function: protein serine/threonine kinase activity; ATP binding. The record is from RefSeq and is a predicted model, not a curated record. Bases 42 to 3065 code for a protein of 1007 amino acids. Gene Ontology annotation, biological process: protein phosphorylation.